CUGAGUGGGCCUAUCAAAGUUCGACCUUCACCGUUACCCCGAAAAUUGCAUAUUUUAUAAUGGACAUGACCUACUGAUAACGUCAAUGCGCACACGUGUUCAACAAACAGCACAAUUCAAUUCCCUGCGUGUACCGACAAGAAGACAGUAGAUGCCGUCGUGACCUAUCCGCUAUGACGUUUUUAAAACUGUGUAGUGCACAGCCACCAGCAUUGUAUCGGCAAUACGCUGGUAGAGCUUUCAAAUCACAGCUCCAUUACACCAAUGGAUUCGCAUCGCAAUUGGGACGAAAUCACUCCUCGGCACCCCUGCUGCGCACCGCACAACGACCACAACUUACUCAACUCAUCAAGUCCAUACAUCCAAGGUCACUACAGCCCAGCUUCGGAGUCGCAACGGCAACAGCGUCACAAGAUGCGCCAUCAAAAACACUUCCAAGCUAUGUGCCACCAACUACCGGUGUUUUGUCGUAUCUGCCACAGAAAUUCGUCCCGUAUGGCGAAUUGAUGAGACUAGACAAACCUACCGGGACCUACUAUCUCUUCUUUCCGUGCAUGUUCAGCACACUCCUCGCUGCCACCAUGGCCAUACCUGUUGCCACGCCUUCCGCAGUCCUAGGAACGACAGCCCUCUUCUUCACCGGUGCACUCGUCAUGAGAGGAGCCGGAUGUACUAUCAACGAUCUCUGGGACCGGAACCUCGAUCCACACGUUGAACGAACAAGAUUACGACCAAUUGCUAGGCGAGCCAUUACUCCUCUGCAAGCUCUCGUCUUCCUUGGUGGGCAGCUUACGACCGGUCUUGCUGUACUUCUUUCUUUUCCAGCUGAAUGUUUCUGGUACGCUACGCCGUCACUUAUGUUCGUUACACUCUAUCCUUUGGCAAAGCGAGUCACGUAUUAUCCACAGUUCGUCUUGGGCCUUACGUUCUCCUGGGGUGCCAUGAUGGGAUUUCCUGCGCUGGGCGUCGAUUUACUUACGAACCAAGCGGCGUUGAUUGCGGCUACAUGUCUAUAUGCCAGCAAUGUUGCAUGGACUAUUCUAUACGAUAUGAUAUAUGCCCAUAUGGAUAUCAAAGACGAUGUCAAGGCUGGCAUUAAGAGCAUCGCGCUCAAGCAUGAGAAGGAAACGAAGCAGGUACUCUCGGGCCUCGCUGUUGUUCAGCUUGGUCUGUUAUCCGCCAUGGGAGCCGCAGCAGGGCUUGGGCCAAUAUUUUUCGUUGGCUCAGUUGGUGGUGCAGCCCUCACACUAGGCACUAUGAUUCGCCGAGUCAAGCUGAAGGAGGUCAAGAAUUGCUGGUGGUGGUUCGUCAACGGCGCGUGGUUCACAGGAGGUGCCAUCAGUCUGGGUCUCGUAGGGGAAUAUGUCGCGCAUCUGCUUGGUUGGUAUGAAGAUGCUGAGAAGAAGAAGGAGUAGGGAAAGGUGUAUAUUAGUGUCUAAUGCAUUUUCCACAUAAUAGGUAGAGUUGUUGCGCGGUUAUGCGACGAGAUUAUUUAGCUCUACGAAAGAAAGAGAACCCCCAUAAGAAUGGGCUAGUGUACGCUUUUCGUCCGUGACAAUAAGACAAACUCCUGUCAACUGGAUCAUACACGUCAACCACUGUCGUC
Molecule: messenger RNA, 1606 nt
Organism: Bipolaris sorokiniana ND90Pr
Lineage: Eukaryota; Fungi; Ascomycota; Dothideomycetes; Pleosporales; Pleosporaceae
Exons: 1
Coding region: 174-1415 (413 amino acids)
Biological process (GO): ubiquinone biosynthetic process
Cellular component (GO): mitochondrial inner membrane
Molecular function (GO): 4-hydroxybenzoate polyprenyltransferase activity
Source: RefSeq, a predicted model, not a curated record